AUGCCGCACCGAAUUCCGACCAAGAAUGAGCCGAUUAUCAUCGUGGGUGCCGGAGCCUUUGGCCUAAGUACUGCUCUGCACCUUGCCCGUCGCGGCUAUACCGACGUGACAGUAUUUGAUAAACAACCGUAUGACAAGUCACUUUACUCAUACUUCAACGGCUGUGAUGCAGCGUCUGCAGAUGUCAACAAGAUCAUAAGAGCAGGCUAUGGCAAGGAUGUUAUUUACCAGGCCCUAACUCUUGAGGCUUUGGCAGGCUGGGAUCAGUGGAAUGCCGAGCUAGAGAGCGGCCAGACGGUGCCUACAGGAAUGACUACCGCAGAUCGUGUCUGGAUCAACAACGGACAUUUAUCCAUGACCGAUGGUGCGGUGUUACCUCCUUUUGAGCAGGCCAGCCUCGAGUCCAUGCCCAAGAACACUCAGCUCGUCGCCACAAACCCACAUGAUGUACAACUUGCAAAGUCGCUAGGUGUGAACCUCGAACCAUUCAAGAGACAAAACCCUAGCCGGCCAAAUGUGGCCAUCUAUGAUCGUACGGGUGGUCUGACAUAUGCCGACAAAGCGUGUCGAUUCGCGCUGCACAAGGCCCGCAGCUACGACGCAAAGUUCGUCCUCGACCCUGUAGCAGGCGAGCUCAAGGAACUACUACGCGGCUCCAAUGGGGAAGUAACCGGCAUUCGCACGGCGGACGGGAAAUCUCAUCAGGCUGUUAUGGUCAUACUGGCGUGUGGCGGUUGGACGCCGUCGAUACUGCCGGCCCUGGACGGGUUGAACGAGGCUACAGCUGGCUCGGUGGCGCUGCUCAAGAUCCCUUGGGAGUCGCCUCUCUUUGACCGGUUCGCACCCGAAAACUUCCCCAGCUGGAUGCACAAGAUGCGUGACGGCCACGCCGGGGGUCUAUACGGCUUCCCUCGGACGGAUGACGGCUGGUUGAAAAUUGGCUACCGAGGCACCAAGUACACAAACCCGCAGGUGCAGAGCGAUGGGCGCGAGCGCAGCGUGCCCAUCACUCGGUGGUCCAAGGGGCAAACGAUAAAGGGAAUCCCAAAGCAAGCGUUGAGCGUGAUUCAGACGUUCCUCGACGAGUAUCUUCCGGAACUCGGAGAGGCGGGCAUAAAAAUAUCCAUGACCCGCAUUUGCUGGUAUAAUGACAGCUUUGACAACCACCUCACAAUUGACAGAGUUCCCGGCAUGGCUGGAAUGAUGGUGGCCACCAGCGGGAGUGGCCACGCCUUCAAGUACUUUCCCAGUCUCGGGAACUGGAUCGUUGACGUUAUGGAAGGAGUUGGAAUCGACAGACCAGCCAUUCAGGCUUGGAGAUGGAGGUCACUCGGGGGCCAGCAGACUCCUAUCAAUGAGAUCAUGCAGGGUUCGAAGGGACCCAGGGCUUUGAGUAAUACAGCAUUGAUUACGGACUCUCGCCUUGAUUCGAGUGCUAAAUUAUGA
This is a messenger RNA of Talaromyces rugulosus, 1446 nucleotides long. RefSeq lists its product as uncharacterized. NCBI's taxonomy places the organism in Eukaryota, Fungi, Ascomycota, Eurotiomycetes, Eurotiales, Trichocomaceae. Bases 1 to 1446 code for a protein of 481 amino acids. The record is from RefSeq and is a predicted model, not a curated record. Gene Ontology annotation, molecular function: flavin adenine dinucleotide binding; sarcosine oxidase activity. The transcript is spliced from 2 exons.